AUGGCUUCGACUGCCACGAAAAGGCUGAUGAUUGAAUAUAAGGAAUUAACGAUAAACGCUCCGGAAGGGAUCACAGCCGGGCCGGUAUCGGAAGACCAAGUAUUCGAAUGGGAGGCUUUGAUAGCAGGCCCUGAAGACACACCGUAUGAAGGCGGAAUAUUUCCCGCAAUUCUCAAAUUUCCAACAGAUUAUCCUUUAGCUCCACCAACAAUGAAGUUCACCUGCGAAGUUUUCCACCCAAACGUUUAUCCUGAUGGCUUAGUAUGCAUAUCCAUCCUCCAUCCACCGGGUGAUGACCCGCACAUGUAUGAAAGUUCGUCAGAACGAUGGUCACCUGUACAGAGUGUGGAGAAAGUUUUGUUGAGCGUGGUAUCUAUGCUCGCAGAACCUAAUGAUGAGAGCGGAGCGAAUAUCGAGGCUUGU
Messenger RNA from Paraglomus brasilianum, 423 nucleotides. Lineage: Eukaryota; Fungi; Glomeromycota; Glomeromycetes; Paraglomerales; Paraglomeraceae. The record is from the annotation of a GenBank genome assembly.